UCAUCAACUCAAGCCAAAUGUUAGCAAACUAUUCUUCGUCGAUGACGUAAGGCCCGUAUACUGCAAUCUACAUCAAGUAUUCUAAAUUGUGCCAUAUUACAUGACUACAAAUUUUGCAGGUUAUUAAUGCAUAUGCACACAUUAGCAAUGUUGCAACUGAUGCUACAUCAUUCAUUUCCACCGUAGAAAGCAGAAGAUUGCUAGGCGAAUUUGGGGGUAUUCCAAUGGGAUGCAAAAGCCCACAUGUUGCUAAUGUAGCAACGAAAUUUGUAGGACGCAAAAUGGUAUGCAUAUUUCCUGACUUGUUUAAUUGUAUAUCUUGAUUUUCCCUAAAUUGAGUCCGCUUUAAUUUUCUGCCAGGUACGUGUCCCAAUGAAUGUGCACAGCAUGCACUGGUUAUUACUCGUUUUUAAUUUAGACAAAGAAGAGACCCAGGUCCUAAACUCCAUCCAAGCAUAUCGUGACAUUGCCAAGGAAACUGCACUGGUAAGCUUGCUCUCUUGCUUCCUCUUACCUCAUGUGACACUUUUUGAAAUGCACUGACGCAAUCCCUUGAAUCACUCCUCAUACACCAGGUGGAGUCCAUUCAGGCGUGUAUCAACGAAGCGGUCGAGGAUGGCUUGGUAACACUGCCUAAACCCAUCAAUAUUACCCAGUGGAAAACCACUUGCUAUACUAACAUACCACAACAGACGGAUGGGUACGUAUAGGCAGCUACAUGAUUCCUCACCUACAUUACAAUACUUAACUUCAACUUUACAUCACAGUUAUUCCUGUGGGGCGUACACACUCAAAUACAUGUUGACAUGGGACGGAGACAAAAUUACUGAGGAUUUCACACAGGCAGAAAUACAUAUUUUCAGCUGGAAAAUAUGUUCAAGCCUGCUGCGUUCGGAUUGCAACAAGCUUCGGAAAAAAUCAUACAAGAAUCCUAUAGAGAAGGACGAGUACGAAGCCAGCAUUCCAGAGGAACGAAAAGGUGCAGACGACGACGUCACGAUUGUCAGCAACCCUGAUGUUACAAACAAACCAGACACAUCCGGUGCCCCAAAGCGUAAACGUGGACGCCCGAGGAAGAAUGCCCCUCCUAGUAAUCCAGUGAAACAACAAUUUGACACAGAGACUAUCGCUAAACAAGUGGAGUCAAAAAGACGCAAGCGCAAACCAUCAAACGCCGUGUCCAGCCCAUUCGUACAGCCAUGAAUGGGCUACACGGAGAGGCACUUCAAGGGCAGAUCCAAAUGAUUGAUCUUCAUGGCAUGUUCUUUGAAUUAAAGACUACACUUAUGUUCUAAUGUUUUUGCAUAUUAUUUGUAUGCUUAUGUCCAUCCAAAUGCUUGACUUUUCAUUGGUUCUUUUUAGAAAAAACCCAGCUAAUGAGCUGCAAGAUCCACUUCUAUCAUUUGCACCAUCUGAUCCAUACCUUUCUGCAUCGGAGUAACCUUACAUCUAAAACACUACCAUAAGUGACUACUUACAAACGCAUGCUCCCCAUUCUAACGGCGCCAUACACUGCGUAAGUAUACCGUUCUGGUUUAAGUGGAUGAUGAUUAUGGCUGAGGCAGGGUAAUUAAGGAAGAAAAAUCAUAGCAUAUAGAACACAUGAGCAAUUAUGUAAAUAUCAUGGUUACACUACUAUUUCUCACAUCACGAGUUGAGUGGGAGA
Aegilops tauschii subsp. strangulata is the source of this 1666-nucleotide messenger RNA. The record is from RefSeq and is a predicted model, not a curated record. NCBI's taxonomy places the organism in Eukaryota, Viridiplantae, Streptophyta, Magnoliopsida, Poales, Poaceae.